AUGGCGGGACGGGCCGCGCCGCACGGCGGGAGCCCCCAGCGGCCGCUGGCGGCAGCGCCGCGCCGGGCCCGGGCGGGCACAGCCCGGCCCCGCAGGGACGCGGGAUCCCCUCAGCCGCCCGCGCCGGGGAGAAACGUGGAACGUUGGGCCACCCUGCAGAUUGAGGAAGGAGUAAAAAAGCAGAAGGCGCUGGCACUUGAAAAUUUAAUCUCCACUGGGAUCAUCCAGAGAGACGAAACCCCCAUGGAAGAGGAGAUUGCUGGCCGAUGCCAAGGGUGCUUCAGCCUUGCUGAUGUUAUGUACUUCUCCAAGAAGGGGUGUGAGGCAGUUGCAGAAGAUGAAGUCACUCGACGGUUCUCCUCUGAGGAGCUGGUGUCCUGGAACCUCCUCAGCAGAACCAAUGCCAACUUGCACCGUGUCAGCUGGCAACUCACUGUUGUGUGGGUCAUUGGGAUCCUAAUUCGGUAUUGUCUCCUGCUGCCUUUUCGCGUCUGCUUGUCUGUUUUCAGCAUCCUGUUGCUGGUGUUGGCCAGUAUGGUAGUAGGACAGUUUCCAAAUGGCAGAGUUAAAGGCUGGCUGAGCAACCAGGUUCAGAUGAUAUGUGCCACACUAGGUGUCCGAUGUCUGAGUGGUCUUGUUCAUUUUCACAACAGGGAAAACAGACCACAGCAAGGAGGCAUCUGUGUAGCCAACCACACAUCUCCAUUAGAUGUCCUAAUCCUGGUCAGCGAUGGAUGCUAUUCCUUGGUUGGCCAGGCACACGGAGGGCUUCUAGGACUCAUUCAAAAAUCUUGCAUGAGGACCGGUCAGCAUGUCGUAUUUGAACGUUCGGAAAUGAAAGACCGUCAUCUGGUGAGGAAAAAAAUUAGAGAACACAUUGCAGAUAAGGCCAAAUUACCCAUUUUAAUUUUCCCAGAAGGUACCUGCAUUAACAACACAUCAGUAAUGAUGUUUAAGAAGGGAAGCUUUGAGGUAGGAGGGACCAUCCAUCCAGUAGCAAUCAAGUAUGACCCCCGCUUUGGAGACGCCUUCUGGAACAGCACAAAGCAUUCUAUGAUGACCUAUACUUUCAAUCUGUUGACCAGCUGGGCUAUUGUCUGUAACGUAUGGUACCUGCCACCGAUGGUCCAAGAAGAAGAAGAAGAUGCUGUUCACUUUGCCAACAGAGUCAAGGCUGCCAUUGCUGCUCGGGGAGGAAUGUCUGUGCUUCCUUGGGAUGGGGGACUAAAAAGGAAAAAGGUGAAAGAGUCUUUCAAGGAAGAGCAACAGAAAAAAUAUUGCCAGAUAGUAAUAGAAAAUGGAUCUGUGGGAAACGGAAAUGCUUGUUAAACGGUAUUUAUUUUAUCUCAUUUUUCCAUGACUUAUCUCUACCAGAAAAUAGACUGGUUUUUAUAGGAAACCAAACAUGUUUUCCUUCUGUCUCUGUAAGAUAUUUUGCAUAUGACACAGCAGGGAAACCAUAAAGAGAUAUCCUUAUUUAAUGUAAAAGACUCUAAUUUUAUAAAUAGGAAAAUAUACAACUACUAGUAAAAUUCUCUCCGAUGUUGAGUGAGAAAAAUUGGCAAUAAAAUUACUUAGGCUUAUUAAAACACCAUUUAAAAACAUUUGCAAUACCUUGAGGACUUAAAUGGUUACCUGUUAGCUUCUAACAAAACAACUCUGUAGUCCUAGCCUGCUGUCUCAGUGACUUGGACUAGCAGUGUUUCUGUCGGCCACAGUAACCAUGUUGCUGUGGAGAGCUCCUCACAUCAGGAGACGUUAGGCAGUUCACCAAAACAUGUUUUCCAAACUGUAUGUUGGAGAGGAAGUGUUGAAUGUCAGAGGGGGAAAAAAAACACGUGCUGACUUUCCUCUCCGUGUCACAAGACCAGGGACAGCAAUGUAGAAAGUUUUCUAUUCUGACAAAGAGCACAACAGUGUCCAGGGCAGCAUGCCCCUGAUGCCUG
Molecule: messenger RNA, 1946 nt
Organism: Lepidothrix coronata (blue-crowned manakin)
Lineage: Eukaryota; Metazoa; Chordata; Aves; Passeriformes; Pipridae
Product: glycerol-3-phosphate acyltransferase 3-like
Exons: 12
Coding region: 1-1329 (442 amino acids)
Biological process (GO): triglyceride biosynthetic process
Cellular component (GO): endoplasmic reticulum
Molecular function (GO): glycerol-3-phosphate O-acyltransferase activity
Source: RefSeq, a predicted model, not a curated record